UGCAACUAUUGUUACCCUGAGGCGUCGCCCAUUAAGAAAUAACCCCAGUCCGUUCGGAAAAAGAGACCCGCGACCCAGUCGCGUCAAGCCACAACUCCCCUCUUAACGCGUCUUCCACCUAUCUACCUGCUCACCCCAUCUCCUAAACAACACACACCUCGCAUAACGUCCCCAAGUUUGUUUUUCUCUUCCACCGCAAUUAUGGCCUCGUACGGUGGAUAUGACACUGGUGGCGGGUACUUCCCCGGUUCGCAGGGCGGCGGCGGCAGCAGCAGCCAAGCGGCCAAGCCCGUCAACGACGAGUCGCUGCGGCCGGUGACGGUGAAGCAGAUAAUCGACGCGGAGCAGGCGUUCGGCAGCGACGGGCCCUUCCGCAUAGACGGCGUCGACGUCACGCAGGUCACCUUCGUGGGCAUGGUGCGCCAGAUCAGCCCCCAGACCACCAACAUAACGUACCGGCUCGACGACGGCACCGGCAUCGUCGAGGUCAAGCAGUGGCUCGACCCGGACAAGCAGGACGAGACCAACGACUCCGCCUUCCGCGAGGAGCAGUACGUCCGCGUCUGGGGCCGCCUCAAGAGCUUCGGCAACAAGCGCCACGUCGGCGCCCACAUCAUCAAGCCCGUCACCGACUUCAACGAGGUCAACUACCACCUGCUCGAAGCCACCUACGUGCACCUGUUCUUCACCCGAGGCGGCGCUCCUGGCGCGGGAGCCGGCGCCGGCGGCGACGACGGCAUGUUCGUCAACGAUGGGUACGGGGGCGGCGAGAAUGCUGACGCCAUGCGACUGCGGAAUGCGUCGCCCAAGGCAAAGAAAGUGUACGAGUACCUCAACGCCCACAACAGCGAACAAGGCGUCAACAUGCACAUCAUAGCCCGGGACAUAGGCAUGCCGGUCCAAGACGUCAUGACGGCAGCGACCGAGUUGCUCGAUGGUGGCUCCAUCUACACCACCUUGGAUGACGAGACAUUUGCUGUCCUACAGAUGUUUUAAUGUCCACGCUCUGUCUUUGGUUGGUCUCCCUCCGUCGAUGAGAGAGAAGAAUAUGUUCGACGACUGGGACACUUCAUUGCUGCAUGUGGCGUGGUAUGUCUGUAACAUUCCGCACCGCGUACAUGUACCUCCGGCGCACCUACGUGUGGACACGCACGUUAAUGCGCAUACGUACCCUAUUACAUGGCCUGGCGUUAUGGCACAACGGUAAACUACGGGCAGGAAUGGGCUGGGAGUUACAGGAUGAGCACACGCGAAAAUAAGCAU
Molecule: messenger RNA, 1263 nt
Organism: Durotheca rogersii
Lineage: Eukaryota; Fungi; Ascomycota; Sordariomycetes; Xylariales; Xylariaceae
Product: replication protein A, subunit RPA32
Exons: 2
Coding region: 202-996 (264 amino acids)
Biological process (GO): double-strand break repair via homologous recombination; nucleotide-excision repair; DNA replication
Cellular component (GO): nucleus; chromosome, telomeric region; DNA replication factor A complex
Molecular function (GO): DNA binding
Source: RefSeq, a predicted model, not a curated record